GAUUCAUGUAAUAGGAUAGAUGGAAAGAGAUUUAAGGAUUAAGAGAAAAAAUUAGGGAUUUAGAGAUAGAGAAUUGGGGAUUAGGGAUUGAAGAACAGAGUUGGGCUUAAUAGGGAAAAAUGGCCAAAGCCCUUAGGGAGAGAGAUAGCCGAGAUUUGAGAGAGAAAAGAUAGACUAGGAUGAGAUAAUUUUACUAAUAUUCUUAUUGAUUCAUGAAUGAAAACGCAAAGUACAUAUUUAUAGUAAAAGACAGCCCAUGUUGGCCUCGAUUCUUACCUGUGGCUCAAUUUCCUCAAAAUUUGGCCCAUACACUAGUAUUAGAGUCUGGUUCCUUCCACUCAUCGACCCAGACUCUAGCUUCUGGUCGACCCACCUUGCCCAAGACAUCGGCUGAUCUUGCUGAUUUUUGGCAUGUGACCAUGUUGCAACUCGGCCAACUCCUCUCCUAAUUUCGACCCGCCCAGAUGGUCUAUUUUCAGCCCGAUCCUCCGUUCAGUCGGUGGUCCGAUCUGCUGGUCAGCCUGGCCUAAAUCGACUCCAAUAUUCUUCGGCAGAGAGUUGCCCCGCUAAGACUAGCGGCCCGAGUGACCCGGCCCAACAGGGAGGAGUUCAUUUGCUACUAUGUGGCCCGGAUUGAAGAGGCCAACCUAGGUCUUGCGAGGGGAAGAAUGACUAUGCCGCCUCCUCUCAUCUUCUUCUCAAAUGUCGGAAGCUCCGUCAUUGCCUUCUUCUUUGACGAUGAGCCACGCACCCAGCCACGAGGAGCCAGCUCUGGCGGCUCACCCCCCUGUCAACCCGCACGCUUGGCGAUGGGAAAGACUCCUCCCUCGUUGGCUCUGGCUCACCCUCUUCAUCUCCUCCCUCGUCGGCAACUCCUUCUCCUCGGACUCCAAGGCCGGCAAACCAACACGGUCACCUGUACGUCGACAAAUCCUUCUCUUUCUCAUCCUUCGGCGACAAUUUGUCCUUCGCUUCUUUUUCUAAUAAAGGACACCCAAUUCGGUGACAGAAAGAUCAACUCAAUUCCCUCGUCUUUGUCGCAAACCCGGGAUCACCAAGAUUCUCCUCUUUGGCGAAUCCUUGCAUGACUCAAAGGAGACUUCGCCGGCCUCCUUCGUUUGAUCCUUUUACGGUGUCUUCUAUGUUGCUUCUUCUAUCGGCAAAUCAUGCACCAGGCGAGGGAAAACCGAUCCCUCUCUCGACCUUGUCUUCGUCCUUGCUUCCUCUACGGUCAAUUCCAUCACCACUCUUCAUUGCGGCACCCACGCUAGUAGCCUGACCGGCGAGUCAUAUUAGCGGCACGGCGCAGUCCUUGCCUCACUUUGUAGGUCGGCCUUGAGGUGUACCUCUACAAGUGUCAAUCAUCUUUUCGACAACCCGGUUCUCUGGAUCCCGACCGAUGAGAUGAGGGUGCUCCUUUAAUUCGCUCUUCCCUUCCAAGUUCCUUGUCCGACUCCUUCUUCCUGAACUUCCACCCCUCAAGUUCCUUGGAAGUGGGUUCUCCGACAGUGGCGGUGGAGCUAAUUUUAGCACUUUGAUGAUUGGUAGUGCCAAUGUGAGGCUAGCGUCAGCAGCCAGAUCUCCUUUCUUGCUACUGGUGGUCACAAAAUUCUCAAUUGCUGGAAUUUUUGUUGAGCCUUCAGCGGUGGUUGGCGACGAAACUGUCGCGAUGGCCACGACCACACAAGGGGCUUCUUGUUCAUCUAUAGAAGAAGCGGCUUGGGUUGGUGGAAGCGGCACACUUGGUGCGGUCGGAGCAGCGGUCGAGAUCUCCAGCGGUAGUAGGUCACUCGUCGCCUCUUUUGCAAGUCCCUCUUCAUCUGGGUCGAACAUUGCAAGCAUAGCUAACAAUUUCCCAAUAUCAGCCUCCAUUGAGAAGAACAACUGCCACAUCUUUGUCCUUUUCUCGAAGCCAUCCACAAGUUUAUCCAUGGCUUUUCUUACUUGCUCGCAACAGGCUUUCAUGUUGUAGAUCUCGUCCCGAUUGAGAGUUGUGAUGAACUCAUAUUAGCAACCGGAGCUCUGAUACCACUGUAAGAAACACGUUUGUUAGGGUUCCUUAUGAUUCACGUAACCGGAUAGAUGAAAAGAGAUUUAGGGAUUGAGAGAAAGAAUUAGGGAUUUAGAGAUAGAGAAUUGAGGAUUAGGGAUUGGAAAACAAAAUUGGGUAGAAUAGGAAAAAAUGUCUGAACCCUUAGGGAGAGAGAGAAAAGAGAGACUAUGAUGGUGAUAAUUUUACUAAUAUUCUUCUUAUUUCUGAAUGAAAAUUCAAAGUACAUAUUUAAGAGACACCCAAAAUCCUAACACGCAUAAUCCCUACUAACCCUAAUAUUACGUUUCUUACAUUGCCUCUUGAGAAAUUCCCUUCGCCUGACAUAGAAUCACAAGUUGAACUUAAGGUCCAGUUUCUUACCCUAAAAUAUAUAUGAGUUUCUCAACGAGUGAUGCAUUAAGUAGUACUAAAUUAGGGGUUUGGUGUUUGGGGGUGCAGAUGGAGAAGUCUAUCACAAAGGUUGAUAAUAGCAUAACAUAGGCAACAUUAGGGUGGCUACACGGUCCGGUCUGGUUAAAUUGGACUAAAUUGAUUCGGUCUCAGUCCGGUGUUUUCGGGAAUAUAAGGACUAAAGAUUGGAUUGGAUACAGUCCGGUCUUGAUCCGGUCCGGUCUUGACCCGGUCCGGUCCCAAUUUUAUCUUGAUUUUAGGUGUUGGGGGUCUCUUAUCCGGUCUUUAUCCGGUUUUUUACCUCAAAUCUAAGCCCGAAUAUGAUAUUGCAUUGUUUGCUAUCCGGUCCCAGUCCGGUCCCGGUCCGGGUUAUACGGUCCGGUUUUGGGUAAAACCAAACAGUUCGGGACCAAAUAGCCAGCCCUAGGCAACAUAUUAUGCUUGGCUGAGAUACUACAACUAGAGGUGGCAAUUUUCAAUCCAAUCCAAUUCAUCCACUAAAAUAUCCAACUAAUCCAAUUCAUUUACAGAUCGUUUGCUUCGCGGAUUUGAAAAAUGAUGGUUUUGGUAAAACUUGGGUUUUGUAAAACAAUGGAUAUAUGAUGGUUUUGUGUUCAUUAUGGACUUGAAAAGUACCAUUGUUUGUUUCAUAGAUUUCAUGAUGGAAUUGGUUAAUUAUAUUUGUAUGUAGGAAGUGAAAUUUAUCCUUAUUGCCCUCAUUGGUAUGAGAAGCGAAAUGAAAUAAGAGGACUAGUUUUAUCUUAAAUGAUGGACUUCGAAGUCCAGGAUCAAUUCUAAUCCACUCGAUUCAUGAAUACACUAAUUCAAUCCACCAAUCCAUCGAUCCAAUCUAAUUGCCACCUCUUACUGCAACUCAAUCAGGGAAAUCGGGAAGGACAAGGCGACGCUUGUUGAGCUGGCCAAUCAGUUCUGUGGAUCAAUAGGAUUGAAGAAACCACCUUCCAUGUUCAGGAGAAGUGCACUGAAAAUGGGAUUGAAGGACAUCCCUGGAAUCCGGAUUCGACAAUAGAAAGGGCAAGCUCAACUAACUUGGAGAAGAGGACCACCUGCUAAAGAGUGAGAGGUAGUCAUCGUUCUAUCUCUGUAUUUCACCCCCACAACUUUUCCUUCACACUUCUACUUUAAUUCAGGCAAGAGCAAUCGAAACUUUAAGUGAAAGGACUUGGAAUUUGGAAAUGUAGGAAAAAGUUGCUUUUUAUUAAUGAAUGCAUCGACAUUCCAACACAGGAAGGGGCAUCUUUGAUUGCAAAAGGUAGAAAAGAGAAGAAACGCAGAGAGGCUGGCGGAGGAAAUGGGCAUAUGUACUGUUGCGUGGUGGUGUUGGCUCAAAAUCCAAGAGCCACAUAUCUGGCCAACUUGCGAGAAGUAGAUUCAAAGAACAUCAUAGUUGCAUGAUUGUGGCGACCUGCCCAACAAAAACGACAUAAGUGACACAAAAUGAUGGCUAGCUAUCUAUCUAUAUGCCAUGCCUUUACGCAGGGUACUCUUGAACAGGGUAAUACACCAAAAAUCCCUCCAUUGGAGAUGUCGGAAUAGCUGCCAGCCCAAUUGUCAUUCUUUCUUUGAUAUUUGAUGGCAUCUCAAUUCUCAUCUAGUAAAUCCUCCACUCACUGCGUGAAGCCACCUCUGAAGCGAGGCUAAAUAGUUAGGAUUUUAUUAUGAUUUUGACUCUCGGAAGAUAAUUCGAGUACAUAUGGACUUGAAUCGGACUAUGAGUUGCUACGAUUGAAUUAGUUGGGGUCUCGCUGUCCGGUCAGCGAGUGGGGUCCAGGGGCAAUGCCCCCGGCCCGUAGUGUAUGUGCUUAAUGUUAUUUGGGUUCGGGUUCUGGGUCUGGUCUGCAACCGUUUCCUUUGCCAUAUUGGAUUAGCUUUAGAUCCACAUGGGAGAAGUACUAUAAAUAUUUCUCAUACUC
This is a messenger RNA of Linum trigynum, 4377 nucleotides long. The record is from the annotation of a GenBank genome assembly. Lineage: Eukaryota; Viridiplantae; Streptophyta; Magnoliopsida; Malpighiales; Linaceae.